GGCGCGGUCCUGGCGGGAGGGCCCUGGGCGCCGGAGGGCCCUGGGCGCCGGAGCCCCCGCGGGGUCCGCAGCCUCCCUCGCCGCCGCCGCCGCCGCCGCAGCCGCCUCCCGGGCUCGGUCCAGAAAGCGGCGCCGCCGGGGGGCCGUCUGGAGAGGGCCCCGGGCCCCCAGGGCACAUGGUAGUGCUCCGGGCCGGGCUGUGCCCGGGCCUCACCCAGGACAUGGUCCAGCUUCUGCGGAGCCGCGGGAUCAAGACAGUGGUGGAUCUGGUUUCUGCAGACCUGGAGGAGGUAGCCCAGAAAUGUGGCUUGUCUUAUAAGGCUCUGGUCGCCCUGAGGCGGGUGCUGCUGGCUCAGUUCUCAGCUUUCCCGUUCAACGGCGCUGAUCUCUACGAGGAAUUGAAGACCUCCACUGCCAUCCUGUCCACCGGCAUUGGAAGGUUUGUCCUGGACAAACUGCUCGAUGCUGGUCUCUAUACUGGAGAAGUGACUGAAAUUGUAGGAGGCCCAGGUAGCGGCAAAACCCAGGUAUGUCUUUGUGUGGCCGCAAACGUGGCCCAUGGCCUGCGACAGAACGUCCUGUACAUCGAUUCCAAUGGAGGCCUCACAGCCUCCCGCAUCCUCCAGCUACUUCAGGCCAGAACCCCGGAUGAGGAGGAGCAGGCAGGAGCUCUCCAGAGGAUCCAGGUGGUGCGUGCGUUUGACAUCUUCCAGAUGCUGGAUGUGCUGCAGGACCUGCGAGGUGCUGUGUCCCAGCAGGUGAGCAGUUCUUCAGGGACUCUGAAGGCGGUGGUUGUGGACUCCGUCGCCGCAGUGGUCGCCCCACUUCUGGGAGGUCAGCAGAGGGAAGGCUUGGCCUUGAUGAUGCAGCUGGCCCGAGAGCUGAAGACCCUGGCGCGGGACCUCAGCGUGGCAGUGGUGGUGACCAAUCACAUGACCCGAGACAGGGACAGCGGGCAGCUCAAACCUGCCCUGGGACGCUCCUGGAGCUUUGUGCCCAGCACCCGGCUUCUCCUGGACACUGGCCAAGGCGCAGGAGCAUCAGGCAGCCAGCGCAUGGUGUGCCUGACCAAAUCUCCCCGUCUGCCAACAGGUUUCCAGGAGAUGGUGGACAUCGGGACCUGGGGAACCCCAGAGCAGAGCCCAGCUUUACAGGGAGAUCACUUAUGACUGUACUGUUGAUUGAGACAAACUCUCAUGUUCAGUAAUGCCUGCUGUUCGCUUCUGGCAGCCCUUGCGGCUGCAGAGAAGCUCUCGGGCUGGACGGCCAUCUCCGUCCUCAGUUCCUCUCCGGAAACACAGUGCUACCGGCAAGAGAGGAUGCUAUUGUGGAAGAACCCAGAAAUUCAUGCUGAUACCAGGUUUUCUUCUCUUGUUCCUACCACAUGUUUCCAGUGGGAGCCGAGUCCACUGGCUUGGGCAUCUCUGAAGAGGCACUCUGUAACUGGACGGAUAACCCUGUGCGUCACCAUCCUGCACUGCAUCCUAACACAGUGACUCAGCCUGAGGCCUCUAGCUCGCCUUUGCCUCCCUUCUUUUUUUUUCUUUUGCCUCUGUUUUUCCAUCUGUAAGAUGGGGCUCCCUUUCCCUUAACUCUCUCUUUGAGUUACCAGGUGGAAGUAACCUUGUAAAUGCAAAGCUCUUCUUUAUCUAGAUCCUGCUCUUAAAAACAUACAAAGGAAAUUCGCUGAACCCCAGAGCCAUCUAUUUCACAACCCCCCCCCAAGGUGGUUUUUCAGUUUCCCCCAGUGAGGUCCCCUGAGAACGGUUAUCCCUCUUUCCCUCUUGACGAUGUGGUUUCACACACCUGCAUGCAUCGCCGUGACCAGGUGAGACCGGGAGCUCGCUGUCGUCCCAGGAUAUAAUUUAACAGGAAGGGAAGAUGUGACCUGGUUCCGGUGAAUCCAGCCGCUUGUUUAAUGUGCAUGGUGCCCUGUGGGGCCCCUCCAGAGUGUAGAGUAACCAGAGGUGCUGAACCAUGGCCUUGCCCAUAAACAGAUACAGGAGAAUUUGCACAGUAAAUAGAGCCAGCUGGGAAAAUCGAUGCUGGCAUAAAUAAUACAUGGCAAAUCUAGUCCUUUAUGUAGAAACUCAUUGCCAGUGGCUCCAAGAUGCAAUAUAAUUACCCCUCUCUUCCUGCCAGCUGUACCACAGCUUGGUGCCCUAGCGUAUGAAAUAACCCCCCUGUCUGUUACGGGCACUGUGGCCAUCCAUGUGCGAGCUGUAACCCUGGCUGGGCGGGGAGGAGGACACCAGGGAAAGGGAAAUAAAAGACAAAGGAGAGAAAUGAUCAGGAUUGUUUACUGACCACAGUUUUUAAAAGAAGGUCGCCUUUCUCGGUUUGAGAGCCUGCUGUGUAAUUCAUUAGUUGUGUCUGGGCUGCAAGAAGAGGGGUCAGAGUUACAGGCUGAAGAUAAUGACAUUUAGAGGUGAUGAACACAGCAGGAAUAAAAGCAAGAAGCCUGGAGGACUGGGAACAAGUGGGUAUCUUGUUCCCAGGGUAUCUGGGAGGGUAUCUGCCUGAGGGAGGACAGGCUUGGUGAGCCGAAGACUGGAGGAACCCUGGUGGUGCAGCUUCACAGACUCCCAGGAGAAACAAAUCUUCAGCAUCCUUACACCAGGAGCGGUUGGCACAUAACUGCAACUGUAGUAGGAAACAAAACGUUAAGCUGGGAGUGGCACAUCCCUGUCCCUUGUACCAUUUGGGCAUCCUGAGCCCACACAGACAUCACCAAUCAAGCAUUCUUUUUUGCAGAGCUCAGAGUCUUUUGCAGUUUUGGUUUUUCUCCACACGGCACUCCAGGCAGCCACAGCCAGUCAGUUGGAAUUGGCUUUCAAGGUGGAGCUUGGUUGCCAUCUCUGCCCCGAGCAGAUGGGUCAUGUUUCCUGUAUGUGGUAUCAGGUGCUUUGUCCUUGACUCAGGACCCUACGAUAGUGCUGUUUGAGAGGCCUAUGAAGAUCACAUGCCCUGGACUUCCCUGGUGCCGCAGUGGUAAAGAAUCCAUCUGCCAGUGCAGGAGACACCAGUUUGAGCCCUGGUCCAGGAAGAUCCCACAUGCGGUGGAGCAACUAAGCCCGUGAGCCACAACUCUUGAGCCCACAUGCCACAGCUACUGACACCCACGUGCCUAGAACCUAUGCUCCUCAGCAAGAGAAGCUGCUGCUCGCCACAACUAGAGAAAGCCCGUGCACAGCAAUGAAGACCCAAUACAGCCAAAAAUAAAUACAUCUUAAAAAAAAAAAAAAAUCAUAUGCCCCAUCUUGUCAUUUAACAGAGAAGGAAAUUGAGGCCCAAAGAGGAGAAAUGACAGUCCCACUGGCAGAACAGGGGCUGGAAUCCAGGACUCUUGAUUCCUCAGCCAGGACUCUGUGUCCACGUUACCUUUAGUUUCCAAUCGGCACAGUUCUGUCCUCAGUGGGGGCUUGCUCUAGCCAGGCAGCCUCUCUGGCCGCAAGAAGGCACCCCAUUCACUGCUGCCCCAGACCACCCGAGACAUUUCUGCAGGACU
Messenger RNA from Hippopotamus amphibius kiboko, 3508 nucleotides. It is a transcript of the gene RAD51D, whose product is annotated as RAD51 paralog D. Gene Ontology annotation, cellular component: Rad51B-Rad51C-Rad51D-XRCC2 complex; centrosome; replication fork. The transcript is spliced from 10 exons. The record is from RefSeq and is a predicted model, not a curated record. Bases 177 to 1169 code for a protein of 330 amino acids. Gene Ontology annotation, molecular function: ATP hydrolysis activity; four-way junction DNA binding; ATP binding. Lineage: Eukaryota; Metazoa; Chordata; Mammalia; Artiodactyla; Hippopotamidae. Gene Ontology annotation, biological process: double-strand break repair via homologous recombination; reciprocal meiotic recombination; telomere maintenance.